Messenger RNA from Helianthus annuus (common sunflower), 2034 nucleotides. RefSeq lists its product as uncharacterized. Bases 1 to 2034 code for a protein of 677 amino acids. NCBI's taxonomy places the organism in Eukaryota, Viridiplantae, Streptophyta, Magnoliopsida, Asterales, Asteraceae. The record is from RefSeq and is a predicted model, not a curated record. The transcript has 3 exons.
AUGGCCGGCAUGAGUUUGUUGUGGCCUGAUAUCAGGCGUUAUCCCUCAUUUCAAAGGGACGAUGCAGGGGAGUGGAGUAUGUUUGACUUUAUUGAUCCUCCUCGGCAUCUCGCGUUGAAACCUGCCUACCGCGCGUUGGACGAAGGAGAGCCAGAUGUGCUAAGGGUGCACCUUGAGCAAUUUAUUCUACCCGCUGUACCAGCGGAUCCCACAGCAUACGUCACCCAAUUGUCAGGUGUGGCAACUACCGCGGUGUCAGUGUCGGAGAAAAAACCUACCCGGAUAAAGCUUACCGGGAAGAAACACACAGCGAUCCAUGGGGGUAUGCCCUCCGUUGAGGAAACUUCCAGUGUUGGGCGUGAUAUUCCCCUGGUCACCGAUCUGACCAGUCCAGGUCGUGCCUUUAAGAAAAGAAAAACCUUUGUCGUACCUACUCUAAGUGCCUUUGAGGCGGUACAGGCUGCUUAUGCUUUCCCAACAGGUACCUCUGUGGGAGUGCCACCUGGGGUUGUUACACCAACACUUGUGUCGACCGUGGCGUUGACAUGUCCUAGUUCCAGUGUUAGUUUGUCCACAGUCCCCAAAACCUCGGCUUCUGCUACUGCCGCUGUGAGCUGUGUCAUGCCUCUCCCUAUUCGUACGUUAUCAGUAGCUGUGACUGUUGAUCCCCUGUCCACACUUCGGACAGGCGGUAUUGAUACACCUGUAAUUGACUCGCCCAGAGGCAUUUUUGCCGAUGUAGAUAAAGAUGUUACUACCGUAUCAGCGGCACAGGAGGUGACCAGCGUGGGUGGUGGCGAAACUGGAGGAUCGAGCAGCGGUAUUGCUGAUGACGGUGUCCGUCUGAUUGACGACCUGUUUAUACCAACCGUUCGUUGGGACCCCCAAGACAAACGCUAUCAGCCUCACUGGAAAAUCGCUGAAUCUUCAAGGCUGAUUUUCCCCCCUGUGGUUCAACACUGGGUCGAGCGGGCGUAUCCCCCUGCCGAAGCGGCGUACGUAGAGGGUUUGAACAAUGAAGAUCUGAUGAAUUCUUCAAUAUCUGACUCUGUGAGCCUACCACGAAGGUUGGUUGAAAUCCGUCGUAGGUGGAUGCAUGAUAACACCCAACUCCACCAGGCGCGAGCUACUAUUCAGGAAUUGAGGGACGACAAGCAUCGCUUAGAAGGUCAACUUCAGACUGUGGGAUUAAGGGAGGCCAGAUUCUUGUCGGAGAAAAACAAAGCUGAGGAAGAUUUGCAGAGGGUGACUAACCAUCUUGCUGAAGAACGGAUCUUGUGGGCCCGCGACAUGGCAGAAAAUGAUCGAGUGUUGGCUCAGGCCAAGAAUAUACAGGAGGAGUUGGAGCGUAAGGCCAUAGCGGAGGCUCAAAAGGUGAGACUCGAGUUAUCGGCACAAUUGGAAAAAUUUCGUGUUGACACUGAUUUUGUGUCUCAGGUUCAGGAACGGUACCAAAGCUUGACAACUGAAAUAGAAGCCUCCCAUACCAAAAUCCGGCUUAUGCAGGCAGAGCUGGAGGAACGGGAAGGAAAGGUCAAGGAGUUGCAGGACCAUUGCGAUUCACUUGUCACUCAGAAUAACAAACUUGCUGUAUCGUCAUCUUCUAAACUGAAGGAAGUGGAAAAUGCAUUGGCACAAUCCAACGCAGAAGUCGAUGAUUUGACCAGCCAGCUAGCGGCUAUGCGGGGUGACAGGAAUUGGUUGAUAACUAAUGGGCUUGUGGGGGCGUUCGAGUAUCUGCGUGAAUCGCCCCCUUUCACCAGCUUGAUUGAUCGCUUAUCCGCGGCUGCUUACCAAUCCGGGCAUCAUGAUGGUGUGUAUAAGGGCUAUAUGGAUUGCCAGCAGUUGGAUAGGGUAUCGCCGGAUUUUCAUGCUGUCAAGAGUAAACUGCAAACUGAUAUGGCAAAUGCCCUUGAAGCGGCGUAUACCGAGCCGCUGCCCUGUAAUGGCGAUUUGAUGGACAAAGUCAAUGAGGAUGGGAUAGAAUCGUUGCGUCUGAUGCUGGACCCCGCAGAGGAGUCUGAAGAAGAAUGA